CAUAUUGAUUUUAUCUUAGUACGGCUGUGCGGAAGUGAAUGCGCGGGGUAAGGGUCAAACGUGAAAAUGGCUUCUCCGAAAACUGUUCCUAAAGAUGCACAGGUUAUGAUCCAAAUCCUCAAAGACAUGGGGAUAACAGAGUAUGAGCCCAGAGUUAUUAAUCAAAUGUUGGAAUUUACCUACAGAUAUGUGACAACUAUUAUCGAGGAUGCCAAAAUCUAUGCAACUCAUGCCAAGAAGAACAUUGUGGAUGCUGAUGACAUAAGACUGGCGAUUCAGUGUCGAAUGGACCAGUCCUUCACCUCCCCACCACCACGAGAUUUUCUGCUGGAUGUAGCUAGGCAGAAGAACCAGACCCCUCUGCCCUUGAUUAAGCCAUACACUGGGCCACGCCUGCCCCCUGACCGUUACUGUCUUACUGCUCCUAACUACAGGCUUAAGUCCAUACAGAAAAAGGUGUCCUCAUCUGCGGGGAGAAUAACAGUGCCUCGCCUCAGUAUAGGAGCUGUGUCCAGCAGGCCCAGCACGCCUACCCUUGGCACUCCCUCAGUGCAGUCAGUCACAACCAAAGUGGGGACGCCAGUGUCACUGUCGGGGCAGCGCUUCAGCGUUCAGAUCCCAUCCUCACAGACUGCGGCCUCCAAGUCCUACAUCAGGACUGCAAUUACUCACCACGAACUAGCAGAAUCCUUUUUCUUCUUUCACAACUCUGACGAGGCGGAGGAUAUACAGGCCCAGACCCCCUUGAUCUGCGUGAAGAGGAGGUGGAGAAAGAGAGGCCGGAGAGCGGGCUGCCUUCUGAGAAGGCGAUCGAAUAAACCACCACUUCCCUCAAUUCUGCUAGCAAACGUGCAAUCUUUGGACAAUAAAAUCGACGAGUUACGGGGAAGAUUAAACUACCAAGAGAACAUUAAAAACUGUAACAUCUUAUGCUUCACGGAGUCAUGGCUGAACGACGUCAAUAUCAACAUACAGCUGGCUGGUUAUACAAUGUACCGGCAGGAUAGAACAGCGGGGUCUGGUAAGACAAGUGGCGACGGACUUUGUAUUUUUGUAAAUAACAGCUGGUGCACUAUAUCUAAGGAAGUCUCGAGCUAUUGCUCGCCUGAGGUUGAGUAUAUCAUGAUAAGCUGUAGGCCACACUACCUACCAAGAGAGUUCUCAUCUGUAUUCUUCGUAGCUCUUUACAUACCACUUCAGUCAGAGGUUGGCACUAAGAUAGCAUUGAAUGAGCUGUAUUUCACUGCUGCGCCUUCUUCACCACACAGUCUGUGUGGUUGGACCAUUUCAGUUUGUCCGUGAUGUGUACGCCAAGGAACUUAAAACUCUCC
Molecule: messenger RNA, 1331 nt
Organism: Salmo salar (Atlantic salmon)
Lineage: Eukaryota; Metazoa; Chordata; Actinopteri; Salmoniformes; Salmonidae
Source: RefSeq, a predicted model, not a curated record